AUGUCUCAUAUUGCUGUUGAGAGAAAUAGGAGAAGGCAGAUGAAUGAACACCUCAAGGUCUUGCGAUCUAUGACUCCUUGCUUCUACAUCAAAAGGGGAGACCAAGCAUCAAUCAUAGGAGGUGUAAUAGAAUUCAUCAAGGAAAUGCAACAAGUUUUACAGUCGUUGGAAUCAAAGAAAAGGCGUAGGAGCAUAAGUCCUAGUCCUGGUCCAAGCCCAAAGCCGAUAUUGCAACCAAGCACCCCACAAUCAGAACGCUCUACUAUUGUGCAUGAAAAUAUCAAAGAACUUGGAGCAUCCUGUAACUCACCAGUUGCAGACGUGGAAGCAAAGAUCUCAGGGUCAAACGUUGUCUUGAGGACUGUAUCACGAAGGAUUCCAGGUCAAGUUGUUAAGAUAAUCAAUAUGUUGGAAAAUCUUUCUCUUGAGAUCCUGCAUCUAAAUAUCAGCAGCAUGGAGGACACUGUCCUUUACUCCUUUGUCAUCAAGAUAGGACUGGAAUGUCAACUUAGUGUUGAAGAACUUGCAGUUGAAGUGCAGAAGAGCUUCUCUGCUAAUCUUACAUAGCUCCAUCCAUAUCAUCACUUAUGUACUUUUGAAGCUUGUUGAGUAGUAUUCCUUUAAACUCAGAUGAGCUAAAUAAGAAGAAGAAUU
This is a messenger RNA of Cynara cardunculus var. scolymus (artichoke), 654 nucleotides long. RefSeq names its product transcription factor MUTE. The coding region runs from base 1 to 567 and encodes 188 amino acids. Gene Ontology annotation, cellular component: nucleus. The transcript has 3 exons. Gene Ontology annotation, molecular function: protein dimerization activity; DNA-binding transcription factor activity. The record is from RefSeq and is a predicted model, not a curated record. Lineage: Eukaryota; Viridiplantae; Streptophyta; Magnoliopsida; Asterales; Asteraceae. Gene Ontology annotation, biological process: positive regulation of DNA-templated transcription; guard cell differentiation; stomatal complex development.